Tetrahymena thermophila SB210 is the source of this 2559-nucleotide messenger RNA. RefSeq lists its product as hypothetical. Gene Ontology annotation, molecular function: phosphatase binding. The transcript has 3 exons. The record is from RefSeq and is a predicted model, not a curated record. Lineage: Eukaryota; Ciliophora; Oligohymenophorea; Hymenostomatida; Tetrahymenidae. Gene Ontology annotation, cellular component: Cul4A-RING E3 ubiquitin ligase complex. Gene Ontology annotation, biological process: ubiquitin-dependent protein catabolic process.
AUGUUGUUUAAAAGUAAGCUUACAAAGAGGGAAGCCAUGAUGGCUAAAGACUAUGAGUAGCAGUAAAAAUUAAUGACAAAAAGAUUAGAGAGUGAAACAGUACAUUACAUAAAAGAGUUCUACAAAUUGCUGAAUACAUCCUAUGAAAGGAUUUAAGAGUGGCAAUAAAUUUAAUUGCAAGAAUCUAAUUGCUUAGAAAUGAGCGAGUAAAUUAAUGAGAUGAAAAAGAAUAUUAAGCAAUUUAACAAACAGAGAAAAAACAAUAGAGAUAUAAAUUAUCACUUAUCAAAUAAAAUAAUAAAUGCCGAAAUACACUUUGAAUUAACUCAUACGCUGAACCUCUUAACCUCAAUAACAUACAAAUGCAAAACAUUGACUUAAGUUUUAAUGGAAAAAAUACAAAAUAAUAAUAAAGAACAAAAUUAUUUGGAUGUUUCUACUAAUUAAAAUUAAUAACAAUCUUUGGAAGAGAAAUCUAUACAAUCUUAAUUUUUCUAACCCUUAUGUGCCACAGGAUUACUUACUUAUCAAGUUUUAAAGGCUAUAAAAAUAAUAAUCAAAAAUAAUUAAAUUAUUUCUCUAAGCAUGAACUAACAAGAAGAAUUCAUAGAUAAUCUGCUUCUAAUUAUGCUAUUAUGGAAUGGAUGGAAAGGCAAAAUAGAAAAAAAGAUAUUUAAAAACAGUGUGAUUGUUAUCGAGUCAUGUCUUGUUUCUAAAAGAUUUGCAUUCAAUGCCAGUAUUUUGAAGAACAUUAACUUAUUUAUUGAGAAGAUUUAACUAAAAGAAAUGAGCUUGUUUUUAAGAGUUUUGGCUCUACUUGUUCUUGAAGUUAAUGAUAAACAAAGUUAUAAAAAUAUUAGUAAAGGUGGUGGUAUGAAUUACACUAAUAACUACCUUCUGAUGAAUCAUUCUUUACUUGUAAAAUAACCUAUAUUUUUAAGUAAAGUAUUUGAGAUAGCUGAGAGUAUGAUUAAAGUACUUUAGUGUCUCAUGUAAUGUGAAUCAGAAAUUUAGUUGCAUAGAACAGUUUAGAUGCUCAAUAAAUCUAAAUAUCUGGAAUAAAGUGGGAUAUGUAUUAGCAAAUUAGUAGAAAAACUAAAUAGAAAGUGUUAAUAACAAUCAAACGUGUUAUUGAAUAAGAAAUCAAUCAUACAAUAUUGUUUACAGAAUUCUUCUUUGAUGGAGUUGCUUUUUAUUUUAUAAAAUCUGCUUUCUGGCAGUAAAAAAAUUAUAGUUUAAUAAUAGCUUAACGAGUUGGAUUUUAUUGAAAAAAUACUAACUCCGUUUUAUGACAUUUUUUUCCAUCAAGAGUUCAACUUGGAUCAGAUCGUAUGUGAAGACGAUGAGGAUACAGAAGAUGUAUGUUUCACUGCUCGUAUUUAGCUAUUAAGGAUAAUUAUUCAAUUUAUUUAAAGAGAUGAAGAUAACACAAACAUAAUUAGUAAAUUUAUUUCUACAACAGAGCACUUUUAUUUGUAAAAUGUAGAGAUUCCUCUAUUACUUCACCUUCAUCAUAAUUCUCAAUCAGCUAUCAAUGGUCAGGAAAAUAAAAAUAAAAGCUAAGAGGUAGAUGGUAUCCUGAAGUAUCGCAAUCUUUUCUUGGAAACAAAUGGUAAAGAUAUCUUAGAAAAUGAAGACUACCUUCAACAAAUAAAAUCUGAAGAAAUGAAAAAGAAAAUUUAGGAUCUUUAAUACCCUAGCUAGAUUUCAGAGAAGACAAUUGUCUAAUGCAGAAAAGAUAGGCUUUCUUACAUUGAAGACAAAGGGUUGAUGCAUAAAAUUAUCGAGUCUUUCAAAUCUGUAAAUUAAAAUUGUUAGUUGAGAUUCUGGUUAGGAAGCUGCCUUGAAAUUUUCCUAAAAGGAUCAAAUUGGUAUCAUUAAGUCUUUGUAUUUGAGACAAGUCUUUUGUAUACUUUGAUCAGGUAGUAUAUUUUAAACUAACUAUCGACAACAAAUAAUAUUCAAAUAACUUUGGAUGUUCUUGGAGAAUUAGUGAAAUUCAAUCACUUAAAUGUGAUUUAUUUAAAUCUUAUCUUGAAUCAGGAAGGCUGGAUAACUAAAAUAGAAUAAAAAAUGUUCUCAAAUAUUGUAGACACAAAUGUUUUUUUGAGAAAUCUUUACCUAACGUAUGAAUAUGCAGAAUUCUAGAAGAUAAGCAUUUUCAAAAAAGGGAUCAUUCAAAUGAAUAAAAAUGAAAACCUAUUUAGGAUUUUAUGCGAAAGCAACAACUUCCGUACUUUAGUAGAAUUGAUAAAGAGCGUAAAUGAAGACAAUCUAAAUUAAGAAAAUCUUUGUUGCAUUAAUUCGGCUCUUGUGAUUUUAAUAUUUUCAUAUUAAAAAGGUCAUUUCAAAUAAAUCUUAGAACAAAUUUUCAAAUAUUUUAAAGGACAAUAGACUUUAUCUCUCUUUUUCUAAGUUAUAAAUGUAUGGCAAAAUUAUCACUAAGUAAAAACUAAGGAGCUAUACAACUUAGAACACUCAACAAACAUCCCAAUUCAUUAUUUCAAAAUAAUUAUUCAAUAAUUUAAUAAUUUUUAUUAACAAAAUUUAAUAAAUUGA